AUGACCAAAUUCGGUGAUCCAAAGCUGACUGAAUCCCCGGUACGCUCUACCUAUCGACUGUCAAAGUGGUCCAACGGACGCAAAAGGCUAGACUGCCUUUCGCAGUUUCUCUUUGGCUUUCAAUCAGAUACUCGCACACUGGUCCUGACCCUUGACCGGGGCACCAUCGUCAAAAUUGACCGCAGUGCGACCGUAAAAUCCAAAUGUACAGUGUGCACUGGAACGGACCGCAGACAAACAUGCCAGUCCUCAGUCAACCUGACAGAGACCGGUAGAGUAUCUGUUAAAUUUACCUGUCCAUACCCAGAAGAUUUCUUCACUGUGGAAAUCCUAAGAGAAAUAGUGUGUGAAGACAGGUCUUGCAGUGAAAACAUUGCCCCAAAACAUCUCCCCCCUCUUGGUGUCUUCAACCGCACCCUCACCUGGAAUCUAAAGGCUCCAGGGCCACAGGCCUUCAGACUGGACUUUACUGAAACGGGAUUCAGACAGAUCUUGCCCGAGGUGGGCUGUCCAGAUAAACACGUAUAUUCCCUCCUCGCUUUAGAAAGGAUCGGGACAGCCAACGUUGGAACUUUUUGUCGCCAUGGCAGCAUAAAGGGGGCCCAGGUGCUUAAUGGGGGCAGGUUUUCACUGGAGGUCCCUGGGAACAUAAGUCUAGACACAACAGUGUUUGCUGUGUCGAUGGGAAAUGAGAUCAAAUCGCUCGCUCUCAUUGGGGUAACUCUGCCAGAAAAGACGAUAUCGGAGGAAUUUUUCUCUCCAAACUACCCGGAGAGCUUCCCGGAUAACGACCUAACCACAUGGGAAUUCCACGUUCCCCCCAAUUACUAUGCCACGGUGCGUAUCGUGAAUCACACGGAGCCGCGAUGCCUGAAGAGGCACACGGGGGUUGAGUACCAGCGCAUGGGGAGGCCCACCAUGGUGAAGAAACUUAGUGACCCCCAGCCCGCUGAGCUUCAAGGGUCGUUCAACUUCUCCCUGAGCAACUGUGAGAUGGAUCUCAAACAAACUCAGUCUCGGGGUCUCUCCCUACGCUUCAGUAUCUCUACCAUUGACAGAGACAGUGCAGCAAUGUGCAUUGUGGAUUUAAGGGAAGAGAAAGGACUGUCCAUACACAUAGAAAAAAGGAAGCCCAGCUCAUCGUGCGUCCUAAAACGGAAUUCAGUUGCCCAGAACGCCGUCACCGUGUCUUCAGGGGCGGUCUCAUAUUUGUCCUUCCUUGACUGCCCAGAAGAGGAUGUCCUGUUGACAGUUAACAAAACUAUAGAGCGUCAAGAGUGGAGAGACUGGCAGAACUCUUCGCUGCCUCUCGUCGUCCCUUUCCUGGAUCGAUGUCUGGUUGGGCGUUUGCAGAAGGUCAACUGGCACAUACGUGGUCCAAAAGAAGGCACGGCGGUGCUGCAGUCUCUCUCCGGCAGCCUGAAGCAGUCCCUGCCGGGCCACAGGUGUAACAACAGCGUCCUCUUCCAAAUCACCAACGAUGAGGAUGAUGGGGUCAGUGUCGGACAGUUCUGUCCCCGGGGCGCCAUCCACCAAGUCCAGAUUCGCGGAGCCAGUAUCACCGUCAGCGCCUUGCCCACAGCUGACAGGGACAUGAAGCACGCAAGUCGUCCGUUCCUCAACGUGACCUUCAGGCAAGAUAUCACAGAACGCUACAUAUUGACCGUCAUGCCAAAGAUGGGUGUUCCCACCGUGCUGGCUACCCCAGGUUGGCCAGCCGGGAUGAAGUCUUCCACCACCGUCUCCUGGAUUGUAAAUCUACCUUCAAAGACGGAGGCCGUUUUACAGUUCACCAACAUCACCCAACCCAAGUGUGAGAAGCGACACACCGGUAUCAAAGUUCAGGUUCAAGGCUCGCGGGAGGAGAUGUACAGCCGCAGGGAGGAUGAGAUGGCCGAAGAUGUGAUCGUCCCAAAUAGCUUCUACCUGAACGUGUCUAACUGUAUCCCAGAAUGCGAUGCCUUUAACGUUAUUACCCAGAUCACCCUAAGAAAACGGAAAAACACUCUUUUGAUCACCAUCUUAAGCAUCGUAGGAGCGCUGCUGGCUUUGAUGCUAAUAGUCUUAGCAGUGGUCUGUGUUGUCAUCCGAAAGAAGAAGAAGCAGAUGGCUCACCAAGUGUCUGUUUACAAUCCCAAUGGCCAUAACUUUCUCCCUGGACUCCACGGAAUUCCCAGAAUGGAGGAGGACGACACCCAUAUAUACGACUACAUCGAGGACACAAUGGUGUACGGCCAUCUUCUAAAGGACGAGAUGGAAAUGAAACAGUACAAACAGCCUCCUGUAGACGUCUAUCAUUCUUUUACCGGACCCACGGAUCCAAAGUCUCUACUGAAAUCUUCAGAGGAACCGGAGGUUGGCGUGUACAGGCCGUUCAUUGGCCCAACGGACCGCUCCGUGGGCGUGCCCGAUAAGACCAAAGUGGAGGAGGACAAUUUGAAGAGUAAGAACCAGCACCUGAUUGACAAUGAGCUGUAUGACUCUAAGAUUGGUAUGGACACGAUGCGUGCUCCUGAGCCAGGAACUGAGGAGGAAGAGGAGGAGGAGGAGGAGUCUGACGUCAGGCUAUGA
Chanos chanos (milkfish) is the source of this 2571-nucleotide messenger RNA. It is a transcript of the gene cdcp1a, whose product is annotated as CUB domain containing protein 1a. NCBI's taxonomy places the organism in Eukaryota, Metazoa, Chordata, Actinopteri, Gonorynchiformes, Chanidae. The record is from RefSeq and is a predicted model, not a curated record. Bases 1 to 2571 code for a protein of 856 amino acids. The transcript is spliced from 9 exons.